AUGCCGUGGGCCAGUCUACGCACAGCAUCAGCGUUGCUGUGUGCGCUCCUGACAUUUGGCCAACCGGCCUCAGCUCUUGUUACAUCAUCUGAAGACCGAGCAGCAGCUCUGAACUCUCCUGAUGUCUUCUUUUCAGAGCUCAAACCUUGUCCAGCGGCGUGUUCGAGCCGUAGCCCUCAAGACUGGACAGUCUAUGCCUCCUUCGAUCGGUUUGCCCUCUGCCAUGAACCGAUGCUUUUCGACUUUGCAAUUCAUACGCCGGUGAAAGAUGCAUCCAGGCCUUUGAGGUUCCGUGCUUGCACAGCCGGAGAUGGCUGGGAUGAAAGCAGCAACACCAAAGCUAUCAGUGACUCGAUUGAUUUGGUAUACGAUAGCAGCCAUUUUCGUGAAACCAAGGUUACGAUGCACGUCACCCACCAGGCUUCCUCUCCAAAGGCUGCUAGUGCCUCAUCUGAAAAGAUUAGCCAGAAGGCGCACACCGCCCUCAAGCAUGUCCAGGAGUACUUAAAGGCAGGCACAGAUUGCACUAAGAAUAUCAUGCUGGCUUACAACGAUGGAGUGAUUGCUGGCGUCUACGCGGGCCAGGCGUUUGGAAAAGGCACAGCCCCCUCGGGAAUUGACAAGCUCCUGUCUAGUCUUGAUGGGGCUUCUUCCACUACCGUCGUACAGCUCUGCGGCAGCCAGCGCGAUGCAGACCACGUCCUUGGUAUUGCAGUCUCGCCUGCCGCAGACCUAAACGCCGUACAGGACGCACUGGUGUCGUGGAGUAAAGGCAACUGCUCGAGUGGCACCGGCAAGGCCAGCUCGGUGUCGUUCAGUGCCUUGGAGGUGCCGCAACGCCAAGGAGGAGCGCACGCUGGGCCUUCGAACUCCACGGCCCAUGUGGACCUCCAUGCCCGGACUUCUCAGGCCCGAGACCUCGUGGCCCGCGACACAAAGUACUGCAAGAAGAAGACGGUCGUCUCCGGCGACACCUGUCCAUCCCUCGCCAAAGCCUGCGGGAUCAGCCUCGACAAAUUUUACGAGUACAACUCCAAAAGCAUGUGCAAUAACCUCAAGAUCAACUCAAAGGUCUGCUGCUCAGAUGGUGCGCUAAAGCCGCAACCGUACGACAACGGCACUUGCUAUACAUACACGACCCAGCCUGACGACAAUUGCUACGCCAUUGGCCUGAUCUGGAGCAUAACAGCCGACGACCUAGCGGAUUUCAACGACGGCACAACCUGGGGCUGGAACGGCUGCGACAGUCUCUCUGCUGGGCUGAACAUCUGCCUUAGCAAAGGCAACCCUCCAAUGCCGGCUGUUCUUCCAAACGCUGUUUGCGGACCGCAAGUCCCAGAUACAAAAUUCGAUGGGCCCAUUGAAAACGCACAGGACUUGGCUUCACUGAACCCGUGCCCUCUUAACUCGUGUUGCAAUAUCUGGGGCCAGUGCGGUAUCGAUUCUACCUUCUGUACAAAGUCCAAAGGGCCCACGGGGAAUCCUGGCACGUCGAAGCCUGGGAUCUUCGGAUGUGUCUCGAAUUGUGGUACGGACAUUGUGAAUAAUGAUGAAGGGCCUAAGGAGUAUCAGCGUGUUGGGUAUUACGAGAGUUAUAACUGGGACCGCGAGUGUCUGCAUAUGCGUGGCGAGUGGUCGAACACGCUGGACUACACGCAUAUGCACUGGGCGUUUGCAUCGGUGGGCGAGGAUCUGUCAAUCUACGUCAACGAUACUCAUAAUCAAUGGGAUGGGUUCAAGGGGCUGAAGGAUGUCAAGAAGAUUGUGUCUUUUGGCGGGUGGGGGUUUUCGACCGAGCAGUCUACUUACAAAAUCCUUCGCAAGGCUAUGGAACCUGACCAUCGCGAUCGGUUUGUUAAGAAUCUGGUUGCAUUCGCCAAGGACACUGGCGUGGACGGGAUUGAUAUAGACUGGGAGUAUCCAGGGGCCCCAGAUAUCCCUGGUAUUCCGCCCGGUCUAAAAUCAGACGCGCCAAACUACCUUGCCACGCUGGAAGCCCUACGCAAGGAGCUGCCAGACAAGUACUCCAUUUCCAUUGCGGCCCCGGCUUCGUAUUGGUACCUCAAGGCGUUCCCUAUUAAGGAGAUGGCGAAGGUUGUUGACUAUAUUGUGUACAUGGCUUACGACCUUCACGGCCAGUGGGAUAACGGCAACUCGUUCUCACAAUCCGGCUGCCCUGGUGGUAAUUGCCUUCGCAGCCACGUAAAUCAGACCGAAGUGAACCUCGCGCUUUCCAUGAUCACCAAAGCAGGCGUGCAAUCCAAUAAGAUCAUGGUUGGAGAGUCGAGCUAUGGGCGAUCGUUCAAAAUGGCCAAAGCAGGAUGCACCGGCCCAGACUGCUUCUAUGUCAGUACGUCGGAUGGAGAUUCAGCCGCAAAGCCAGGUCGGUGCACGAAUACUGCGGGCUAUAUUGCGGAUGCAGAAAUCAAGGAGCUUAUCUCGCGUGGGGGCGAUUCGGUGAAGACUUGGUAUGAUGAUGAGACAGCAUCGGAUUAUUUGGUUUACAACGAUCUGGAAUGGACGGCGUACCUGGGAUCGAAGACGAAACAGGCGCGACGAGACAGGUGGAAGAAGCUCAACUUUCGAGGCACGAUCGACUGGGCAGUAGAUCUUCAAGAGUUCAAUAUUGCUGAUUUGGUUGGCGAAUCAGGGGACUACGACAAGUCCUCCUGCGUCAAUGUCUUUGACAAUAUGAUCUGGGACUGGGCGAACCCCGUCGUGGAGGCGCCCGUGGGCUGUACGAACCUGAUCCAGGCGUCGCCACUUGCAACGACAGUAACGCGCACUGCAUACACCACGCUGACCCUAGUCUCUGGGAAAUCGCUCAGCACCACCGUCGUGUCCACUGUCUUCCCGAUAUCCGAGGUCAACUACCAGCCGUUUACCAUUGACUCUACCGACACGAAGUCCAGCACCGUCCUGACAUACAAGCCUGUCCCUCGUGUAAACCCGUCCCCCCUGAAAGUCACGGUGCCAAAUGGAUGGACGAUCACGUCCGCUGGCGGCGGGGCUGAUGGCCCAACCUCGACUACAAGCCUGAUUGGAGGUCCGACAUCUACCACUACCACCACUACUACUACCACCGAUGAUGAUGGCGGAUUCCUUUGGAUCGUCACCUGGAAUCCAACGGUAAGCUACAGUCUCCCACCAAUCAUCAAGCCCAAGACCAUUGCGCCCAUUACCAUUCCCAAAGACGAUAACUCUCCAACCCCCACCCCGAACCCCGGCGUCGUCGACUGCGUCGAUAGCAGCUGCACAGUUGGGCCAGACUGCACAGACGAAGACUGCACCCGCGGCGGAGACUGUACUGGGCCCGGCUGUACUCGCGGGGGAGACUGCACCGGUCCCCACUGUAUCCGAGGCGGUGUAUGUAUCGGGGAGAACUGCGAAGGGGGAGGAGGCUGUAAAGGCGAUGGCUGUGUCUCUGGAGGAGGCUGCUCAGGACCCAAAUGCCACCAGGGGGGUCCAUGCAAAGGCGACAAGUGCAACUCCGGCGGCGGAUGCGUCAGUACACCGCUCAAGAAGUGCAGCCCUGGUUCUUGUUCUGGUCCCGGCUGCGGUAUCGACGUCAACUGCCCCGGCUGUGAUAAUCAAAUCGUCAUUACUGUGCGGCCAGCACCGGGCACUGGCCCUAAACCGACGGCGAAGCCGACCUGUGUGACGAACUGCCCGACCUUUAGCCCCUGCGCGGGCGGCGGCUCAUCAUGUAACAAACCCUGCAAUAUGGACAGAUGUCCCCCGAACAGCAUGCCAACGGACAAGGCCUGCACGAGUCUCACCACCGCCAGCGACUGCACCGAGUUCGUCAGCAGCAGCAAGGUCCAGACGGAUCCGGUCAGCUACUCGACCACCACGCGCACGCGGUGCAAGAACAUCUUCGAUUGCGACGUCCAAGAUAUGACUGUGACAACGACCAUAACUACGAAGGAAACCCCGGGCCCCGAGGCUACCGUGUACGCUGUCUACGACUUUGUGGCGGACAGUGUGAACGGGAAGGAUGUAUUCAAGAACCUUGCCUCAGAGUACGAUGAGUGGGAGCGGGAUGCAGAUACUGCGUACCCUACCACCACCACUACCACAACCACAACCAAAAAACCAGACCCCGACCCAACACCGCACGCCGAGUGUGACUUUUGGGAUGAAGGCUGGGGAUGGCGCUUCAAGAUCUUCAAUAUCCGCGCGGUCCGCGAAGGUAGGUCCAAACAUGUUGGUGGUCGAGUGGUUCAAGGCCUUGGAAAAGGAUGGUGUGAAAGUGUGGACGGUCGCUCCUAG
Aspergillus campestris IBT 28561 is the source of this 4272-nucleotide messenger RNA. RefSeq lists its product as uncharacterized. The record is from RefSeq and is a predicted model, not a curated record. Lineage: Eukaryota; Fungi; Ascomycota; Eurotiomycetes; Eurotiales; Aspergillaceae. Gene Ontology annotation, molecular function: hydrolase activity, hydrolyzing O-glycosyl compounds; chitin binding. The coding region runs from base 1 to 4272 and encodes 1423 amino acids. Gene Ontology annotation, biological process: carbohydrate metabolic process. The transcript has 6 exons.